AAAAUGGCUAAUUGACCAAAAUAACCUCGGAUGUGUUGCAUUCCCAGAACCCAAAUCCCGAAUCUCAAAUCCAGUCACAAUAAAACACAGUAAGCAAUCAGCAAAACGCCCCCCAAUCCCAUCCCAAAAGAGGCAGAGCCAAAAGCAGUCUAAAAAGCCUAAAGAAAGUUAGGAAAGUAGAAGAAGAAGAAGAAGAAGAAGAAAAAGCAAGCAAACAUGGACGGAGGGACAGCUCAGCGGCCGGACACCGUCAUGUCGGAAGCAUCGGCGGCCCCACCACCGGCGUCCGACCCUAACCACCAGCAACACCAGCAGGUCGGGAUGGACAAUAUUCCGGCCACUCUCAGCCACGGAGGACGAUUCAUUCAGUACAACAUCUUCGGCAACAUAUUCGAGGUCACCGCCAAGUACAAGCCCCCAAUCAUGCCCAUAGGCAAGGGCGCAUACGGCAUCGUCUGCUCGGCUUUGAAUUCCGAAACCAACGAGCACGUGGCUUUAAAGAAGAUAGCGAAUGCCUUUGACAACAAGAUCGAUGCUAAGAGGACUCUCCGUGAGAUCAAGCUGCUUCGCCACAUGGAUCAUGAGAACGUUGUUGCCAUUAGGGAUAUAAUACCACCACCCCAGAGGGAGACAUUUAACGAUGUCUACAUUGCUUAUGAACUAAUGGACACUGACCUGCAUCAGAUAAUUCGGUCUAAUCAAGCAUUGUCGGAGGAGCACUGUCAGUAUUUCCUAUAUCAGAUCCUCCGUGGAUUGAAAUACAUACAUUCUGCAAAUGUCCUACACAGGGACUUGAAACCUAGCAAUCUUCUCCUAAAUGCUAAUUGCGACUUGAAAAUAUGUGAUUUUGGAUUAGCUCGUGUAACCUCAGAAACUGAUUUUAUGACGGAAUAUGUCGUUACAAGAUGGUACCGUGCACCAGAGCUACUGUUGAACUCUGCGGAUUAUACUGCAGCUAUUGAUGUAUGGUCUGUAGGUUGCAUUUUCAUGGAAUUGAUGGACCGGAGGCCACUUUUUCCUGGCAGAGAUCAUGUGCAUCAGUUGCGUUUACUAAUGGAGCUUAUUGGAACCCCAUCAGAGGCUGAGUUAGGAUUCCUGAAUGAAAAUGCUAAGAGAUACAUUCGGCAACUUCCUCUUUACCGCCGGCAGUCCUUUACUGAAAAGUUUCCCCACGUUCAUCCUGCAGCAAUUGAUCUUGUUGAAAAGAUGUUAACAUUUGAUCCCAGAUUGAGGAUUACUGUUGAAGAUGCACUAGCUCAUCCUUAUUUGACAUCCCUGCAUGACAUCAGUGAUGAGCCUGUCUGUAUGACUCCCUUCAGCUUCGACUUUGAGCAGCAUGCUCUGACUGAGGAACAGAUGAAGGAACUAAUCUACCGAGAGGCACUUGCAUUUAACCCGGAGUAUCACCAUUAGUCAGCAGAAUUCGUGCUUAACUAUUUCAUUGUGGGUUUGUUGGUUAUUGUGAUGCCUCUGUUUGCUGUGUUUGGUGAUCGAUUUCUUCUUGUAAAUAUAUCCCAUCCAAAACUGGAUGGUUGCCAAAACUGAAUUAUUUGAUAAUGGCCAUUAUUCAGGGACACACUAUUAACAGUGACAUUGAUGUUUGUAUCGGCUGUUUUGCUUUUAUUGUUGUCUUCAUCGUCGAAAUGACCAUGGAUGGUUGAGACUC
Ziziphus jujuba (common jujube) is the source of this 1666-nucleotide messenger RNA. Its product is annotated as mitogen-activated protein kinase homolog MMK1. The transcript has 6 exons. Gene Ontology annotation, molecular function: MAP kinase activity; ATP binding. Gene Ontology annotation, biological process: protein phosphorylation; intracellular signal transduction. The record is from RefSeq and is a predicted model, not a curated record. The coding region runs from base 217 to 1413 and encodes 398 amino acids. Gene Ontology annotation, cellular component: cytoplasm; nucleus. NCBI's taxonomy places the organism in Eukaryota, Viridiplantae, Streptophyta, Magnoliopsida, Rosales, Rhamnaceae.